CCUUACCGCUGCUGCUCCGGCUCACUCUCCACAGAGCGCCUCAAAAUGGCGGCAGCUUCUUCCAUCCAGCCGCCGGACCCGCUCGCCCUCAGCCAGCGCAGCUCGCCGUGCCCUCGCUCCGAGAGCCCCGAGAGCCGGCAGGAGGAGGACGCGGCGGCCGAGGGCACCAUCCUGCGGGACCUGCCCGACCUGGAGCCGGAGGAGAUCGAGAAGAGGCUGGAGAAAACUCGCCGGGAGCUGAGCAACAGGAGGAAGAUCCUCAUCAAGAACCUGCCACAGGACGCGACCAGCCAGGAGGUCCAUGAAAUUCUGCGAGAGUAUGAGCUCAAGUACUGCUUUGUGGACCGGAACAAAGGAACAGCCUUUGUAACACUCCUAAACGGUGACCAGGCGCAAGAUGCCAUCCGUUCACUGCACCAAACGUCAGUCCGUGGCCGUGACAUCACCGUCCAGCUGCAGCCCACUGACUCGCUGCUGUGUGUCACCAACCUGCCUCACACCUUCACCGCCACACAGUUCCAGGAGCUGGUGCGGUCCUAUGGGAACAUCGAGCGCUGCUUUCUGGUCUACAGUGAGCUGACGGGCCACUCCAAAGGCUAUGGGUUUGUGGAGUACAUGAAGAAGGACUCUGCCUCUAGGGCUCGGUCAGAACUGCUGGGCAAAGUGCAAGGUGACCGCACGCUCAUGGUGCAGUGGACCGACGUCAACCAGCUGACCACUGCCGAACAUCUCCACUCCAAGUGCCUGUGUGUGGACCGGCUGCCUGCUGAUUUUGACGACUCAGAGGAGCUGGCGCACAUCUUUUCUGUACGCUACAAGCCUGUCUUCUGCCAGCUGGCACAGGAUGAGAGCAGUCCAGUGCGGGGGUUUGCGGUGGUGGAGUAUGAAACAGCAGAGCAGGCAGAGGCCAUGCUGCUGGAGAUGGACCGACACAUCAUCCAGGGCCACGAGAUCCGCCUCUCUCUGUGCAGCCCAGGAACAGCCGGCCGGAGCACACUUGCUGCACUCAUCGCUGCUCAAGGAGUGAUGCUGAGCAAUAAAAAGGGUUUACUGCCUGAGCCAAAUCUGGCUCAGCUCCUCAACAGCAUGACCAAUCCAGCUGCCCUUCAGGUGCUUAUGAGACCAUACCACGCUGGCAAACGAGGAGGGAAGUUUCGUCCUCACGCUGUUCCCUUUCUCCGGCCGCCACUGACAGCAGCGCUGCUUCAACUCGGAAAAGCACAGCAGAAUGCCAUGCUGGGGAACGGACUGGUUCUGCAGAACCUUCUCCACAUGCAGAUGGCCCAACAGCAACUUCUACACAUUAAGGACAAGCACAUUACUAAUAUUCCCAGUCUUUUAGGUGACCCCUCCCGGUUACUUCUCCAUAAAAUUCUUGGUCUGCGUGCGCCAGCUCCGGUGCCUGUGGCGAAGGGGCUGCUGGGAGAUUCCCCCACUGAGUUGGGUCAGGAGUCCACUCCUAUUACAUCCCAGGCCGGAGGCUCCAUAGCGGGGGCGAUGAGUUACACCCCAGGCCGCUCUCACACCAGCUCGGGCACUGAGCAGAAUGGCAUCCCAGCCACCUCUGCUGCCCCAGACAAGCAGCCUGCACCUCCAGGAACCACAGGGGCCUCUGCUAACGCUCACGCUCAGCUACACAGCUUCUUUCCUGGGUUAACCAGAGCAGGCCUGGGGCCCUUAUUGGGGAACACAGCUCACAAAGCUCCGCUCAACCCUCACAGUACUUCACCAGAGACUAGUGCUCCAGUUACAACUCAACCCAGCUGUCAGAUGUCUCUGCUGGGAGAACCACCCAAAGAGGUGAAACUUCCCUCCAAUCCCUACUUAAACCUGGCUAGUGUACUGCCUGGAGUGGUACUGCAAGCCCCCAGCAGCAGCAAUGGUAAAGGUCAGGCAGUUCAGGCAGUCAGUGGAACCUACAACUCAGUCCUGCCUACAGCUUCACUCUCAAGCACUCAGUACAGCACUGAGAGCAACACAUCAGAGUACGCGCACCAGUACACUCAGCAAUACUCACAGGAGGCCAUGCAGCAGUGGUACCAACAUUACCAGACACAAAGCUACAGCAACAGUGGCCAAGAGACUGCUACAGCUAGCGAAUACAGCAAGGAACAGCCUCAGGCUGUAGUAACAUCCUCAUAUGGAGACUACACUACCUAUAUGCAGGCUGUCAGUCAGUACUAUUCACAGACUCAGAUGAAUCAGGCUGCUGCACAAGCCUACCAGCAGAGAGACCUCAGCAAGGAGCUGGAGGUAGUAAAGCCCCCCCUGGCUGCCCCUCUGUCUCUGAAUGGCACUGCCCAAACCGUGCUGCCCGCCUACAGUGCCCUGCCAAUCAUGCCUGGCUUCAUCACCCCCACACAUGCUCACACACACACACCCAGCCCUGUCACACACACGCACAGUGCGCACACAGUGACAGACUGGAACCAGUAUUACUAUAGCCAGGCGCGAGGACAGAAGCGUGAAUACCCUGCGCUGCCCGUACAGGAGGUGCCAUCGGAGGGGCCAUACAUUGGCCAGCAUUCUCAGGGCCUUGGUGGCCAGUAUGCUGACUACUUCAAAAAGAAGAGAAUUUAGAGAAUAUACGCACACUCGCACUCUCACAUACAUGGAAGCACACAAUUUUCUUGACUACAUUGUCGUUGUCAUGUCCAAGCCUUAAGUCUAAACUCUGCCCUCGAUAGCUGAGACUGAACAUGUUUAGUGUGUGAAAGUUUGUGUUCUCUCUGCAAGGUCUGAAUGUGCUCAGACCUGUUUAUUCCUGGCUUUAAAGCCCGGCUGUUUCUCUGAAUGUGGCACACUUUGUGCUGUGUAAUGGAAGGCACUGUGCUUUUGACAUUCUUCUCUCCUGCCAUUUCUUCUGAUUGCCUCUGUGUCCUUCUCUCUCUCGCUCUCUCUCUCCCAGGCAGGGUACUUUUCCACUCCAGGGGAAUAUGUGUGUGUGUGUGUGUGUGUAUGUUUUCUUUGUAAGUGGUUAAGGGCUGUAAAAAACAGAACUAUACUCAGAGAAUUAUAAUCAUUUUAAAUAGAUUUUGCUUUAAAGAGUGGACUGUAGAAUGUAGAUUAAUCUGUAACAAUCUUUAAUGUACAAAUAUUCUGUAAAUAUGUGAACUUCACUCUGAGUGGUUUCAUUAAAGAUAUUUUCCAGCAAGUUUCAGUUAACCUCUGUCUGCAGUAUCUGUCAUGCAGUCGACUAGCACAGACAAUAAUUUUGACGUGCUUUGGGCCUGUGGCCAUUGAUGGUUUACUGAGUUACCACAGCAACAGCUUCCUGUAAUAAUAAACACUAAUUUAUCACUGGUUUAACUUGUAAUAAGAUGUGAUAACGCCACACUUAUUAUACAGUAUGAGAUACAAGACGGCUGUUGAGCUGCACUGGUUAAACACUCUCUGUGCUGCAUCCUGGUGUAAUGCUUGUACACAAAUGUCCAGUUUUGGAGUGUUUCUAUUGGUCCAUUCAACUUGAUAUUUUCACAUAAUGUAAACAACAGCUGGAGUUCUCAAUUCAUUCAAAAAAGAAAAGAAAAGUGGUGAUAGCUUUUGUUUCAACAGUGAAAAAAUACUAUUGAAGUGUACCUUUUCGUUAGUUUAUUUCACAAAGAUCACAUCAAAUCACACUAAAAAUGAGUUAUUAUGUCAGCUGUGUUACAUGCUGUUGUUAUUGUUAUUAAUAAUACUGUAAAAUAACCUUUGUGGAAAUAAAGAGUAAAGCUAAAAACCCAGCCCUCCACAUCCCGCCAGUUUAACACCUUUUUCUUGUGCUUGGAAAAGAACAGAACAUAUUGACUCAAACAGUUAUAAUGAAAGCCAGUGAGCUGCUUUUCUGUUCUUUUUCUAAGCACAGGUAAAGACAUGAAAUUGACUGCCUGUGGUAAUCGACUGUAUGCUAUAGGAGCAGCAGAUAACUUGAAACAUGCUGGAAACAUACUUUUCCUUUAACACAAGGGCCAAAUAGACAACCCUGUUUACACACGUAUACACAAUGCCCUGUUAACACGGAGUAACCCUCACUUACAAAGAUGUGUAAAUGUACAUUUUGUAUGUAUGUGUGUGAGUGUGUAUGUAUAGCUCUGUACAUAGUGCUGUAACUGUAGGAAAGAUCAGCCAUUCUACUGCAGGAGCCUUAAGGCAGAAUGAGUCUGUUAACUAAUGCACUUAGCCACUCAGACUGGCCAUAGCAAAGGCUAAAGGCAAUAAUGUGUAAUGGGUCGUCUUCUCUCUACUGAUGGACACACUCUGUGGUCACUCUUUUCAGGUCCGAGUGGAUGUGUAGGCCACUCGUCUCCCUGAAAACUGUUGUUCUAGGGAAGAUAACAUUUUUCAUCUCUUUGAGGUGGAAAUCUGAAAAUCUUUAGGAAGAUGUACUCAGUGCAACUCAUCUGCCAUUCUUUUACUCAGCAAUAGUAAUAUUGCUCAUUGUACCAAUUGACCUGCCUGUGCUCCGCCCACAAAUACCGUCUUUUCUAGCAACAGUUAACAAAGCUUCACAGAAUGUUGGCAAAAGUGCAAUUCAACCUAAUGCACAAUUAUAGUGCAGAGUGAUUAUUACAUGUAAGAUUAUCCGCUUGCAUUGGGUAGACAAAGAAAAAUAAGAAGGGAAAAAACAGGUGUUUCCAAAAGUGUUUUAAAAAACAUUUAAUGUUAUAGAGAAAAUGAGAAUCCUAACAAUCCUAAAGACCUGGACCAAUAGAUAAACAGUACUUAACCCUUUAAUGUCCUCACCAAGAAAAAAAGGAAUUUUAUUUUUUGUAUUUUUCAUUUGUUUGGGCAAUAAUAAAAACCACUGGUGUUUUUAUUAUUGCCCAAAGCUGAAAAGAAAUGAGUCUGUAGUGAAGGCAAAGAGUGGAUGCACUAAUUGCUGAAAAAUUAGAUUUAGUCGUUGAGGCUUCUGUGUAAUUUCUUUUUAAAAAUUGUACUUAAUUGACUGGGAAUGAAAUAAUUGAAGGUGGUUUUUGACUUCUGCGCAGCACUGAACGCAUGUGAAAGAUCACACUAUUAGGACUGAUCAGAUGCUGUUUGUUGUAUCACGUAAUUUCCAGUCGAAUCAGAUGCUACUACACUAUCCAGCUUGGUUAACCUCGAUGUUACAUAGCCAUUCUAAACAGCGAUGGAUUGAAUGUGAUUUUUCAACAUUGUGUAAAGCUCAUUCUUGCACCAGUCGCUAUGAAAGGGGGCCUUUUGUGGGUAAAGCAUUGACCGGUCAAUUCUAAUAACAAUGCAAUGCUGCUGGAAGGAUGUAAUGCGUGUAAUGGGUCAGUGUGGUCCUGCAGAUUAACAGUAAUCUGUGGAGCUGGAAUGCUGGAACGCAGUUUCCAUUUGAACACCCUGCCAGUAAUAAUCUCAGCACAAUGCCACUAUAUGGCUAUUAGUGCUCUGUUAUUGUGUACUUUACUUGCUCUCCCUCUAAUCCCUUAAUGGUCUGUUUAAGGCAGUAUUUGUGUGGCAUUACUGUAUCAUAUGACUGUACUAAUAAUACGCAGAAUGGGACUAAGUGCUUAUUAUAUUUACCAUUGCUUCUUUAGGGGAAGCAUUCUAAUCAAAGUGUUUUUUUGUUUGUAUUUUUUUGUAAAUGGUAUUUAACCGUGUGUUUGAACGGCUCAAAGCCAUAGCUCUUCUCGUGUGUAUAGCUUACUGGCUGGAUACAGUCCACCGGUAGACCAGUAGAUUGUCUUUGAAAGGCGACGCUCAGAAGCGACUGUGGUUUCUGUUUCUUUGUCGUUGUACAGCGUGUACAGGCUGUGUUUCUUGCUUUAUUCAGCCACUUAUAAAUAAUAAGGCUGUGUGCGCGUGUGCAUGUACGUGUGUGCGUUUUGCUUUCUACUCUACUCAGUGAUUGUAUCAGACUAGCUCAGCUUCCUUUGCCCACUCUGAAAGCCAUUCUCUUUGGUAUGUGUGAGAGAAGCAGUGCAGUUCAGAUCAGUGUAAUAUUGCACCAUCGCAAGUUCUAAGAGCCAGGCUGAAGGAUUAUAGCAGUGCUGAGGCCUGCCAGGGAUGAUUGCACAGACUCUACUCAUUAUGGACGUUAAGAGAGCUCCAAGAAGAGUGUGUGUGAGUGUACGUGUGUGUUUGUAUGUGCGUCAUAGUGACUGUCACAGCUAACCAGGGAUCACUUCUUUUCAGGGGUGUAUAGGGGAUACUGAGUUAGUAUGUAGCUCUCUACACCCUUAUAAUGAAAUACCAUGAGUGUCACUCCACGCCAGCUCACUUAGGGACCGUCCCGGAUUCCCAUGACAAUCAAGCAAUAACAACUCAUGCAACCAGGCAGAAUCUGUGCUCCUCUUGGUUACUUGGUUGUGAUUUUUUGAAGUUCAGGCUCUGAACUGUCUUUUAAAUAAUCAGCUUAAGUGCUUCUAGAAUGACUGAAGCGAUAUAUUAACUGGGUGUACAUGAAGGGAUUCAUUCCAAAAUAUAGACCGCUUUUCUCUUUUUAUGGGAGUGGAUUUUACACAUACAAGAAAUAUUAAUGCAAUAUUAUGAUUAAUACCACCUUUAUUAGGGAAAUACAAACAUCAUUUUCUAUUCUACGUCAGCUAUUAUUUCUAUUUUAUACAAUAUACAGGAUUUUGGAAUGCAGCACUUAAAUGCAACGCACAAAAUGAUAUUUUACUUUAAAUAAUACAUUUCAGCAGGUUCAUUUAUUGGGUGAUGUGCUUUUUAUGUGCAGUAUUUCAUCUUUGAAAUCUGCCUUUUUGGCUCUGUAUUUUCACAAAAGGGACAGAUUCUAUUCCUAAUCUUAUGUUAUUCAAGCUUUUUCCUAAAUAAGAACAGCUUUGUUCAUAACCAGUUAGUACAAUUAAAAAUAGAAUAGACUGGAUUUCUAGAUUCUUCUUCUUCUUUCGGCUGCUCCCUUUAGGGGUCGCCACAGCGGAUCGUCUGCCUCCAUCUUGCCCUAUCCACUGCCUCCUCUACUUUCACACCAACCAUCUCCAUGUCCUCCUUCACUACAUCCAUAAACCUUCUCUGAGGUCUACCUCUUCUCCUUCUAACUGGAUUUCUAGAUUAAUCUUCAUAAUCAGAAACUCUGUAAACCUUUUCUGAUUUUCGGUAAUAUAUUCCUGUUUUUUCAUCCUGUUUUGCCAAUAAAAUGGGAAUUUUUCAUUUCUAACUCACAAUGUAGCUUCAAGUAUUACAUGCAGAAAUAAAUCCUUCAUAGGUUUAAUAGAAAAGUGGAAAUUUUGCCUACAAUCUCAAAUUUACAAAAAAACCUGGCAUUACCUGACAAACCUGAUAUCACAUUUCAGAAAUGAAAUGCAGCAUAAUCGGAAAUACAAAACUACUUCCAAUAAAUUAGCCUGUUAUGGGAAUUUAUUCAAAUGAAGCCAGGUGAUUUAAAAUGAAAUUGUUAGUGUUGUAUUCAUACCCAGUUAAUAUUUCAAUUUAGUCAUUCUGUAAGCAGUUCAUUUCAACAUGAGAUGUAAUUUGCAGUGUGGAGUAAACUUAAAAAAUCAUAACUAAAAAAGUAAUAGUUGGAUUACAGCAUUGAAUUUUUCAUGGUUUCAUGUGUUAAAUUUAACUUCUUGCUUGAAUGUUGUUUAUGGCAAUCCAUGACGUCACCAGACAAACCCUGAGGUCCUGUAGGAAAGAAAAAAACAAAACGGAGAUCUUUACGUCCUUAAUGUCUCUGUAGUUUCUUCUAGGAGACUUUUGCUGAAGUCUACUGCUCCUCAGAUGUUUCUCCUGAACAAAAAGACCUCAGUAAUCUCACUUCUUCUCUUCGGUUUUAGUAGAGAUCUCAAUAAAAGUAUCACGUUGUGCUCAGAAUAGGCAAGAUAACGCCCGUCUUUGUCUGCAGCUCUAAUCUCUACUUCUCAUAUCUCCUUGUCUAUUUCUCCUUAGGAGAAUCACCGUUAAGUCUCCUGAGCCAUGAAAGAGCAGUAUUUAAGCAAUACAAAUGUCCUCUUGGUGAGCUGGCAUGGAAUGAUGUUAUAUUGCUAGAUACUGCAAUAUAAUGCAUGUUGUCAAUGUAAUGAUAAAACCUCAUAUCUCCAGAAUGGCACCUUCACAGAAGGAAAAAAAACAUUCUUAAUUUUGAAUUGAAGUUAAAGGAAGAGUUUUUUUCCCAAGUGAUUGGUCUGCAUUAUUUUGACCAAAAUGAUUAGUCUUGCAGUUGAUCCAAAAACACCCACUGAAAUUCCUCUGGAACAUGUCAGGUGAGUCAGGAUUCUCUGGACAGACAGAUUAGACAGGUGAGCGUCUCAUUUGUAUAUUGCAGUCUUCUGUGAUAUCAGUACUGGAGAGGCUGAUAGUGGGAUGACAAUCAGUACACAGCAGGUUUUACAGCCCUGCUGUUAAGAAGUCUAGCCUGAUGUACUGUAUGGAUUUUGGCUGCUCAUCUGCUUCCCCAUGUUCAGCUCAGUGUUUUUCCUCCAUGUCUCCAGUGGUCAGACAGGUUUCCAACACUAACACUGCUGAUCCCCCCUCGGCAGGGAUUACUAAAGCACAGUUACAGUUACCUCUGUCCAGCCUUGCCGACUUACCUGUUGCGGUUACUGGUCUUUAACAGUGCGUCCACAAGUGGCUCUUACAAUGGGUCACUAUUAUUAGCACAAGACUUGAGUGUUUCACGGUUUGUCUCCCAGCUUAAUUAUUCCAGGUGAGUGAUUUGAGUUUGUUGACUAGUGGGUGAGGGCAGUUCUGUGGUGCCUCUUCUCUCUGUUGCUACCAUGGUAAUGUGUUUUGUUAAUUGUUAACAUCAUCCUGCCUUCAUAAUUUUGAAACCGAGUCAGAAAAAACGAAUAUACCUAAUUCAGUAAGUGCACAGAUCAUUGAGAUGAGUGAGUUAAGAACAGGAUGACUGCCUUGACCUCUGAAUGCCGUUAUAACGUGUGUAAUUGCUUGUAUCGCGAUGCUUUGCAAUACUGAAGUGUUUCUUCAUGACUUAGAAAGCACAUGUUCACCUGUCUGAAGGUGCAGGGGAAUCAACGCUUUUUUUGCUCUGUAGACAUUUUUGCUACUUGUUUUUCAUUUUAAAGUUUGUACAUUUUUUUCUGACCUGGAAUUCAGAUUUGCAAUAUUUUAUAUCCAAACUAUAUUGAUAUUGCUUUCUGUGAAUAAGCUAUUUUUAGGUACAGUGGAAUUAAAGCAUGCCUUUACCCUUGUGUAAAAAAAAAAACACUUUUCCUAUUUAGUAGGUCUUGUUUCAGAGCUCCAGGCUUUUUUUGAGUUUUAAA
Messenger RNA from Pygocentrus nattereri (red-bellied piranha), 9173 nucleotides. It is a transcript of the gene raver2, whose product is annotated as ribonucleoprotein, PTB-binding 2. Gene Ontology annotation, molecular function: mRNA binding. Gene Ontology annotation, cellular component: cytosol. The coding region runs from base 46 to 2580 and encodes 844 amino acids. The transcript has 15 exons. Lineage: Eukaryota; Metazoa; Chordata; Actinopteri; Characiformes; Serrasalmidae. The record is from RefSeq and is a predicted model, not a curated record.